AUGUGUCCGAGUGACCAGUGCACAAUAAAGUUGCUGCAACUAUCACUCUUCAAUAUUAGCCCUGAGAAUCAUCGGUGCUGUGGCUUAUCCCUUACUUCAUGGUCGGACAAAGACUUUGUGCCACAUAUUUUGCGUUUUCUAAAGAUAUGCUGUCAUCUUGCUUCUGGUCCCCUACCUCGUACAAGUAUUAACAUAUCUAUCCUUUCUGAGCAGGUACAUAUUGCAGGCGUGGGUGAUUACAGUUUAGUUGGCAUUACAGGCUUGGCUGAUCCUUGCCCUUUACCUUCGGCUGCCAAAAAGAAGGGACUCCGAGACAAGGAGAAACUAUUUUAUGCACCAAUGUCUGGGCUGGGGGAUCUCCUUUAUGAUAAGGAUGCUGUCUACAUUAACAUAAAUGAUCACUUAGUGCAGUUCUCUAAAGCUGAUGAUGAUAACAGUGGAGUGACACGCAAAGGAAAGGAUCGCGAUGUGGGUGAGGUCCUGGUGAAAUCACUUCAGAACACAAAAUAUUCCAUUGAUGAGAAGUUGGAGAAAAGUUUCAUUACUUUUUUCAGCAAGAAACCUGAUAUCCUAUCAGAAGCUUCAACUGAUGUGAAAUAUGCUCAUGAACCUUUUGAUCAGACAAAAGGUGUUGAGCCUGUGGAUGAACAUCAGUUGGAGCAAGCAUUUAAAACUGAUGGGUCUGGUGAAGAAAGUGAUUCUGAGGAUCUGGACAGUUUGGGAUCUCCAGAUGACGAUCAAACCUUCGGAAAGGAUUUAGAUAUAAGAGCUGUAGUUAAUGAUCCUGAUGAAAAUAAUUGUGACGCAUCCGAGCAGCAGCAUUCCUCUAAAAUUAACUUGACGGAACAUGUUGACUUUUGUGAAGGAAGGAUGAGGAGAAAAGCUGUCUUUGGUAAUGACAUUGAUCUCGAUGAUUUGAAGCAAAAUCAAUUUUUAAUGAGCAAAGCCGCAAUAAAGAAACAAGAAGAAAUUAAUGGGACAAAAAAGGGAGGGGUGUACCAUGUACAUUCAAGAAGCAAUGCUAAAGCAAAAGAAUCUGACUUAGAAGUGGCAGGUGUUAUUCUACUUGAGCUCCGCAUCCCCAUUGGUUUUAUCCAUAACAACUUGAUGUGUGCUUUUGGGUGGACUGCACAUUGGCUAGGAAGAUUAGUUUAG
Molecule: messenger RNA, 1155 nt
Organism: Ilex paraguariensis (yerba mate)
Lineage: Eukaryota; Viridiplantae; Streptophyta; Magnoliopsida; Aquifoliales; Aquifoliaceae
Source: the annotation of a GenBank genome assembly